GCUCGGCCUGCCGUCUACACAUGCAGCCUCAGAUUCGAAUAGUGACGCUUUUUGCCGGGGCGGCCGGUCAGCGACCCGGGUGCGGAGUUUUUACUCGUCAUUGAGGGGGCCAGUUGGCGGAGCAAACCCGUGACGAAGCGGUGGAUGAUGAAAAUAGGCUAAAAGUGCGUUUUCCCGGCCUGAAGAAAGAAUGAAAUCAUCUGUCUUUCCGUCACCAGUUCUCCGCGAUAUGUUGUGCUGGCGGCGCCCCUGCGGCACCGGUCCAGCAGGCCCAUCCAUUCACGUGUCUGGACGGCUAGAGCCGCCGUCUGACCACGUGGUGUUUACCGUGCUGCGCAUGCGCCGGGGACCGGUCAGUGACGUCACGCGGCGUGCCUCACGCCACUGCUGCCGUGCCGGGUGCCGCCCUCCGUGCCCCGUCCGUCGUCCGUCGGCCUCCGCUCCCCAGUGUCCCCUCCCCACGCGCGUGUCACUGCCGUGUCGUAUCUGCCGUGUAUAAAUAAACAGGGUCCGGGCCGCCGGCGGAGCUCGCGUGUGUCAGCCGCCAUCGAUCGGCGUCAGUGGCCGCCGCCGCGCCGUCAGUUGGCCAGUGCCGCUCGAUAGCGCGUCACCCGUCCGUGUCCCGGUCCGAGACCCGCCGCCGCCGCCGCCAUGGGCCUCGAGGAUGACUUCAAGAAGGCGUCCGAGGACGUGACCAAGCUGAAGACGCGGCCGUCCGACGCGGACAUGCUGGAGAUCUACGCUCUCUUCAAGCAGGGCACCGUGGGCGACGUCAACACGGACCGACCCGGCAUGCUCGACUUCAAGGGCAAGGCCAAGUGGGACGCCUGGAGCGGCAAGAAGGGCAUGACCAAGGAGGCCGCCAUGGAGGCGUACGUCAAAAAGGCCAGCGAGCUGAUCGCUGCCGACAGUUGAGUGUUGAGUCGGUGCUGCCUGGCCCGCCGCGCCGCCUGUCUGCUGAUGCUCUACACGUCUGCGCUGCGGCCGGACGCCGAGACGGCUGCCGCCCUGCACGGCGCCCUGUCGGCCGUGGUGCCGGCAGUGGGUGACCUGAGGCCGCGGCCGACCCGGCCCCCGGCCGACGCGCCGCACAUCUACAUGUGAGGGAGGGGUACCGCGGGGGGACGGGGGAGGGGACUCACUGUGGGUGGGAGGGGAGGGAGACAUGUAAUACAGGCUGUACGAAAUGUGA
Amphibalanus amphitrite is the source of this 1192-nucleotide messenger RNA. RefSeq names its product putative acyl-CoA-binding protein. The transcript is spliced from 2 exons. Gene Ontology annotation, biological process: fatty acid metabolic process; proteasome core complex assembly. Lineage: Eukaryota; Metazoa; Arthropoda; Thecostraca; Balanomorpha; Balanidae. Gene Ontology annotation, cellular component: endoplasmic reticulum. The record is from RefSeq and is a predicted model, not a curated record. The coding region runs from base 652 to 915 and encodes 87 amino acids. Gene Ontology annotation, molecular function: fatty-acyl-CoA binding; proteasome binding.